UUAAUAUUUAUCAAGGCCAGCCUUGACCGUUGUGACGUGACCACCAUAAAGCGAGCGAAGAGAUAAAAUAAAAGUUAGCGGUAGUGGCCAACCGUAUUUUGGAUUUGGAGCAUUUGAGAAGGAAAUAGAGACAUCAAUUGUGGGUCUAUUGGUGAUAAUAUCUUGGUUGUGUGGACAGAGCACCAGCCAGCAUGGAGGGCGAGGACGUGACUUACAACUUGGCAUCAGAAAUGCUCUUGAGGAGAUAUGCACCGUUCACCCUCAAGGAAAUCAAGGAAGAGAUUGCAGCCUCCAAAUCUCAAAACUUUGAAGUAGAUGCUCGAAGUUACUCUGAACAUACCGCCCUGAUGUUUGCCUGCUCAAGAGGGGACAAGAAGGUUAUUAAGUUUUUGCUUGAUAAAGGAGCUGACCCCAAUGCUCAGUGCGAAAUGGGAAAUACGCCUAUGCACUAUGCAAUUUCGAAUGUUGGUUUACAUUGUCCAUGCAACUUAAAGAGUGGUACCUGCGCCUACGGACUUCGACAUUAUCCUGACCGAUGUAAUACCAAGACUAAAUUGGAGAUCGUUAAACUUCUUCUCAGUCGUGGGGCUGUUUUGAAGGCAAAUGGCAAUGGACAAGAUCCAGCUUGUGUUGCAGCUAUGGAGACCAGGUCACAGAUCGUGGAUUUUUUUGUCCAGAAAAAUAAUCGAAGUGUCAAGUUGUCUGUUGCAGAGAAGGUGAGGGCACUCCAGACUCUUGGAGUUGCCACAGUGUUGGAACCACUUCGUGGGUAUCAAGAAGACAACAUCAUUGAUUCUUUUAGACAUUUCUACAAUGCUCAGUUAAUGCUUGAGAAGGCAGGUAAUACAAGGGAAGCAAGUAAUACAAGAGAAGGAGGAAAAGAAAAAUCAGAUCUUGCAUCUGCAUUCUCUCUUCUUUCACAAAAGCCGUACAAUUCUGCAGAAUGGAAGAAGAUCCAGAAAAAAGACUUUGCUAUAAGGACGCAAGCCCUUGUGGUAGCAGAAAGGGUUCUGCCUGAAAGUAUAAGAUGGGAGUAUCUUUUCCCAAGACUUCUCUACCAUGCUCGCCUUGGUAUCUUCAGGUUUGGAAACAUCAAGGACAGGCGGUUGCAAGGUAUUCAGAUCCUACAGGAAGCAAUGAAGUUGGAAGAGACGGAGGAGCUUGAAGUGACUACAGUACUUCGAAACAUAAUCCAUGGUUUCCACAUGUCAUCAUGGGAAUAUCUACAGCUUCAGGACAAUGUGAAAGAUUGCUUUCCAUUGAUGGAUACUUGCUUGGAAGGGAUAGGCAGAGCUUCAGAGGAUGAUGUACAUGCAGUCCAUAGGAAAGUGCUCUACAACCUUGGGACUCUCUUGUUGCAUCUUGCCCUUGAGACUUGCAGCAAGACAAUUGAGAUUUUUCAUUGGCUUUUGCAAUUUGCAGAGCGAACCGUUCAAGCCAUCCAAAAGAAAUCUGAAGGGCAGAGGGUCACAUCUAUCACUCAUUACAUCUUGCACAAAGCAGAAGUGUUAAACCUAGUUCAGGAGGAUCAAAGUGAGUGUUUGAUCCGUGUGAAGCACCUGAUAUCUAGGUUACUGAAGUAUGAAGAUGCAACUCACAUUACUGUUACUGGUGACACUAUGCUACAUACCUUGAUGAAGAAUGGUAGAUUUGGUGCUAAUCCCCAGUUCCUGAAAGAUGUAACUCGCAUUCUCAUUAGACAUGGAUGUGAUAUCUCUGAGGUAAAUGACGAUGGUCUGACAGUUGAAGAGCAGCUACGGGAGGAGCCUUUGAAAUCUAAUUGUGAAGAUAUUGUUGAGAUGGUUUCUGUGCCAUCAUCUGUCUUGCCUUUGGAAGAAAUUGCAAUCCGAGCCGUCCUUCGCCACAAGAUACCUUUUGAGGGCAUCGUACCAAGGCAUCUAUCAGGCUUGAUAACAGGAGACAUUCAGCCAGAUAGCAAGUAUCAGUCAGCUGAACUGUCAACUGAAGACUCUGAUUCAGAGACAGACCAGUGGUUCUCUGAUUCUGAAGAUCUAUCCUCAGACUCAUAUGAUAUGAACAAGCAGCCAAUCGAUCUGUAUGAAAGCAACACAGAUUUUUCAGACUUUUCAGGCUCUGAGCCUGUCUUGCUUGGUGUUGCACCUGCCCAUGAAGAAAUAGAAUCUUAACUUACAUGUAACUCAAGAAAAUAGAAGCUAAAGAUCAUGGAGAUGUUGAUAGCCAUGGAUCACAUGUGGGUAACACUUCCCAUUUUUUUCCUUUUCCAUUCAAGCUAACAGGAAUGUAAGCAGUAUUUCACUGGUGUCUGACUUGUUGCCCUAUCGUUUGAUUAUUUCAUAUGAAUAUUAAUUGAUUGAGCCGUUUAUCUGUAUGUGAAACUGUAUCCAUACAUGCACAAUGUAAAUCUUUACAUGUAUAUAAAAUUGGCUUGUGUAAUUCCUCCCAACAUAAUUUACUAUAGAGUUAUUAGGCGUGACUC
Molecule: messenger RNA, 2458 nt
Organism: Lytechinus variegatus (green sea urchin)
Lineage: Eukaryota; Metazoa; Echinodermata; Echinoidea; Temnopleuroida; Toxopneustidae
Exons: 2
Coding region: 192-2147 (651 amino acids)
Cellular component (GO): nucleus; cytoplasm
Molecular function (GO): protein binding
Source: RefSeq, a predicted model, not a curated record